AUGGGUGAAAGAAAAGGUACCAACAAAUACUACCCUCCUGACUAUAAUCCUGCUGUGGGUGGGCUUAAUAAAUUUCUUGGAACUCAUGCUUUGAGAGAGCGUGCCAGAAAACUUCACAUGGGAAUACUAAUUAUACGCUUUGAGAUGCCAUUCAAUAUCUGGUGUGAAGGAUGUGGUAAUCAUAUUGGAAUGGGGGUAAGAUAUAAUGCAGAAAAAAAGAAAAUUGGGAUGUAUUACACCACACCUGUUUACCAAUUUCGUAUGAAAUGCCACCUAUGUGAUAACCAUUUCGAAAUUAAAACUGAUCCUGGGAACUUAGAAUACAUUAUAGUUAGUGGUGCUCGGCGACAAGAAAAUCGAUGGGAUCCAACCGAAAAUGGUCAGGUUGUAGCAGAUGAUAAAGAAACUGUAAAAAGACUUUAUGAUGAUGCUAUGUUUAAGCUUGAGCACAAUUCUAGUGAUAAGCAAAAAUCAAAAAAAGCUUCAGCUAUGAUCGAUAGAUUAGUGCUUAGAAAUGACUCUAAAUGGAAAGAUGAUUUCUCAGCAAAUUGUGAGCUUCGAGCACAGUUAAGGCUAAAGAAAAAAGAACUAAAAGCAAAAGAAAAAAGGGACAAUGCCUUACUAAAGAAAUCUAGCUUAGCUAUUUCACUUCUACCUGAACAUGAAGAUGAUAUAAAAUUGGCUUCUCUUCUUAAAUUUAAGUCAUCUACAAGUGCCAAAGAAAAGUCUCUGGAAGCCAAGAAAAAAAUACCAACAACUUUAGCUGCUCCGAAGUCAUUAUUAAAGAAAGAAUCGUUGGGUAUUAAAACUCAUUCCCAAGUUACUUUAGUUGCAACAGCCUAUGAUUCAUCAUCCUCUUCAGAAACCUCCUGA
This is a messenger RNA of Nezara viridula (southern green stink bug), 873 nucleotides long. The record is from the annotation of a GenBank genome assembly. Lineage: Eukaryota; Metazoa; Arthropoda; Insecta; Hemiptera; Pentatomidae.